Molecule: messenger RNA, 9401 nt
Organism: Chelmon rostratus (copperband butterflyfish)
Lineage: Eukaryota; Metazoa; Chordata; Actinopteri; Chaetodontiformes; Chaetodontidae
Gene: myo10
Product: myosin X
Exons: 41
Coding region: 413-6673 (2086 amino acids)
Biological process (GO): signal transduction
Cellular component (GO): myosin complex; cytoskeleton
Molecular function (GO): ATP binding; cytoskeletal motor activity; protein binding
Source: RefSeq, a predicted model, not a curated record
UCUCGCUUGUUCGCUUCAGCUGCACGUUUGUUGACCAAACAACCAACCACCGAGCCAGACGGAGGGGACAAAGGUGACGCACGGAGCCGCAGCGGAGGCGCUCAGGAGCGCACGGAGGAGCCUGGGCUCCAGGAGAAGAGCAGAAAGUUUUUUAAAGGACUUUGCUUGAGGAGUAACUCAUGAAACAAAGAGAAAAUUUACUGCUGUAGCUCCACACUGACUGACUGACUGACCGACUGAUUGUCCUCCAUCCUGCAGACGCUCAGGAGGAAGAUCAUGGACUGAAGCUGUCGGAUCUGCUUCCUUUUUUUUUUUGGUUUUGCUUGGAAUCACACCAACAACACAUGAGUGGGAUUGACCGGACGCGCGGGUUCCAUACAGCAGAUCCUCGGGGAUUAAAGUAACGAGGGCAAUGGAUAAUUUCUUCACGGAGGGUGACCGGGUGUGGUUACGGGAGGAUGAGCAGUACCUUCCCAGCACUGUGUCCUCAUGCUCUGGAGGUGUUGUUGUCUUUGCCACAGACUACGGCCAGGUGUACACCUACAAGCAGAAUGCACUCACCCGACAGAAGGUGCAGCCCAUGCACCACAGCAGCAUCAGAGGGGUGGAGGACAUGGCGACCCUCGAGGACCUUCACGAUGGCGCCAUCAUGCACAACCUCUUCCUGCGCUACCAGCAGAGAAACAUCUAUACGUACAUCGGCUCCAUCCUGGCGGCGGUGAACCCGUACCAGCCGCUCCCCAGCCUGUACGACCGGCCGGCCGUGGAGAUGUACAGCAGACACCACCUCGGCGAAAUCUCCCCGCACAUCUUCGCCGUCGCUAACGAGUGUUACCGCUCGCUGUGGAAGAGGCUGCAGAACCAGUGUGUCCUGAUCAGUGGAGAGAGUGGCGCUGGGAAAACAGAAAGCACCAAGUUGAUCCUGAAGUUCCUGUCGUGCAUGAGCCAGCACUCCCUGGAGGUCUCGUCCAGAGACAGGACGUCUCACGUGGAGGAGGCGCUGCUGGAGAGCAGUCCAAUCAUGGAGGCGUUUGGAAACGCCAAGACAGUCUACAACAACAACUCCAGCCGCUUCGGGAAGUUUGUCCAGCUGCAUUUCAGCCAGAAGGGCAACAUCCAGGGAGGCAGAAUCAUUGACUACCUCUUAGAAAAGAACCGAGUGGUCCGGCAGAACCCAGGGGAGAGAAACUACCACAUCUUCUACGCCCUGUUAGCAGGAACCAACAGCCAGCAGAGAGAGGCGUUCGGGUUGACCCACCCUGACAGCUACCAUUACCUGAGACAGUCCGGCUACCUCGCGGACAAGACAAUCAAUGACAACGGCACUUUCCAGGAUGUUCUGAAUUCCAUGCGAACGAUGCAGUUCACAGAGGAGAACAUCGGGGAGAUCCUGCGCCUCCUGGCCGGGAUCCUCCACGCCGGGAACAUCGAGUUCAUGACGGCCGGAGGAGCCCAGGUCUCCUCCAAAUCAGCAGCUCUCAGCCGGACGUCCGACCUCCUGGGGCUGAACUCAGAUCAGUUGGCCGAGGUCCUGACCCAUCGGUCUAUGAUCCUCAGGGGCGAGGAGAUCUGCACACCGCUCACUGUGGAACAGGCCGUGGACUCCAGAGACUCCAUGGCCAUGGCACUUUAUUCCCAGUGUUUCAACUGGAUCAUCCGCAAGCUCAACAACCGCAUCAGGGGCAGAGAAGACUUCAAGUCCAUCAGCAUCCUGGACAUCUUUGGAUUUGAGAACUUCGAGGUCAAUCGCUUCGAGCAGUUCAACAUUAACUAUGCAAACGAGAAGCUUCAGGAAUAUUUUAACAAGCACAUUUUCUCCUUGGAGCAACUUGAAUACAACAAAGAGGGCCUGGUCUGGGUUGACAUCAACUGGAUCGACAACGGAGAGUGUCUGGAUCUGAUCGAGAAGAAACUGGGGCUCCUGGCACUGAUGAAUGAGGAGAGUCACUUCCCCAAAGCCACAGAUGACACCUUACUGGAGAAACUCCACAGCCAGCACUCAAAAAACCCUUUCUAUGUGAAGCCACGUGUUGCUGUGCAUUACUUUGGAGUCAGGCACUAUGCAGGAGAGGUGGUGUACGAUGUGAGAGGCAUGCUGGAGAAGAACAGAGACACUUUCAGAGACGACAUCCUCAACCUGCUGAGGGAGAGCAGGCUGGACUUUGUCUACGAUCUGUUUGAACACGUAUUGAGCCGAAACAAACAGGACACUCUGAAGAGCAGCUCCAAGCACCGCCGGCCCACCGUCAGCUCGCAGUUCAAGGAUUCUUUGCACUCCCUGAUGGCCACGCUCAGCACUUCCAACCCGUAUUUCAUUCGAUGCAUCAAACCAAAUACACACAAGAUGCCUGACCAGUUCGACCAGACGUUGGUUCUGAACCAGCUCAGAUAUUCUGGCAUGUUGGAGACGGUCAAGAUUCGGCGCACCGGCUUCCCCAUCAGGAGACCUUUCCAAGACUUCUGCUCCAGGUACAAGGUGUUGAUGCGGGGCGUGAUGCUGCCAGAUGACCCCAGAGGGAGCUGCAUCCAGCUGCUGCACCUCUAUGACAGCAGCAGUGCUGAGUGGCAGCUGGGCAAGACCAAGGUCUUCCUGCGGGAGUCUCUGGAGCAUCGCCUGGAGAAGCAGAGGGAGAUGGAGGUGCUGAAGGCAGCCAUGAUCAUCCAGGCGCACGUCAUGGGCUACAUGGCCAGGAAGCAGUACAGGAAGCUGCUGCAGUGCAUUGUGGUCAUUCAGAAGAACUACCGGGCUUUCUACUGGAGGAGGAAGUUCCUGCUCCUCCGCUGGGCAGCGCUCACCUUCCAGAAGCGUGUGCGAGGCCAGCUGGCACGCCGGGCCUACAGCCAGCUGCUGGAGGAGAGGAGGAGGAGGGAGGAGGAGCGCCGCAGGAGGCUGGAGGAGGAGAUGGAGAGGGAGAGACAGAAGCUGGAGGCUGAGAGACUCACCAGAGAGGCUGAGGAGGCCAGAAGGCUGGAAGAGCUUCAUCGCUCUGAGGAGUUAGCCUCUCUGGCUCUGACUCAGCCUCAGCCUGCAGUCGCAGCUGCAGCAUCACCGGACGCGUCGGAGGAGUCAGCGGAGGCUCCAGAGGAGGCGUCUGAAGAGGAGGAGGUCCGUCCUCACGAGGCGUCUCAGGUAGAGGAGAUCCUGCGACUGGAGCGGGAGAUCCAGUCGCUGCAGAGGCAGAAGGAGCGUCAGGAGCUCUCUCUGACCGAGGCCUCCCUCAACCGCCUGCAGCUCCUCCGGGACCAGGAGCUCAGGCGUCUGGAGGACGAAGCCUGCAAGGCGGCACAGCAGUUCCUCGACUCGCUGAACUUCGACGAGAUCGACGAGUGCGUGAGGAACAUUGAGAGCUCCUUGGGAGUCGGCGAAGGAGAUGAGAAGGAGAAAGAGGUUGGACGGAGGAGAGGCAACGAAGAGGAAGAGGUCGAUGAAGGGUUUGGGGCUGAUGAUGAAGCCUUCAAAGACUCGCCGAACCCGAGCGAGCACGGACACUCAGACGGCCAGCGGACAAGCGGGAUCCGAACAAGCGACGACUCGUCUGAAGAAGAUCCGUACGCCAACGACGGCGUGGUCCCACCCCUGCCGCCAACCACCCUGCUUCACCAGCCGCUGCCUUUACCCCCUGUGCCCCCCGUCUGCCACAGCAUCUCCUCCAGCGGGGACUCGGCCUACCGCCUGGCUUCAUCCGAGGCUCAGUCUGAUGACCUGGUGGAGCUCAUACCGCCGGACGAGGAUUCGGACUACGACCAGGACGACUACGACGAGGGCGCCAUCGUGUCCAGCGGCAGUGUGGCCUUCUCCAACCCUCGCAGCGGCCAGUGGUCACCUGACUACCGCGGCUCUGUGGGCACCUACAACAGCUCAGGGGCUUACCGCUUCAGCUCGGAGGGGGCUCAGUCAUCGUUUGAGGACAGCGAGGACGACUUCGACAGGUUCGACACCGAUGACGAGCUGUCGUAUCGGCGGGACUCCGUCUACAGCUGCGUCACGCUCCCAUACUUCCACAGCUUCCUCUACAUCAAAGGCGGUCUGAUGAACACAUGGAAGCGGCGCUGGUGUGUCCUCAAGGACGAGACCUUCCUGUGGUUUCGGGCCAAGCAGGAGGCUCUGAAGCAGGGCUGGCUGCACAAGAAGGGAGGGGGCUCGUCUACGCUGUCCCGCCGCAACUGGAAGCGCCGCUGGUUCGUGCUGCGGCAGAGCAAGCUCAUGUACUUUGAGAAUGACGGCGAGGAGAAGAUGAAGGGGGUGCUGGACAUGCAUAAUGCCAAAGAAAUCAUUGAUAACACCGGGAAGGAGAAUGGAAUCGACAUUGUGAUGCCAGAGAGGACCUACCAUCUGAUCGCCGAGUCUGCCGAGGACGCCAGCCAGUGGUUCAGCGUGCUGAGUCAGGUCCACGGCUCUACAGAGCAGGAGAUCAGAGAGAUGCACGACGAGCAGGCCAACCCCCAGAACGCUGUGGGAACGUUGGAUGUUGGAAUGAUCGAUUCAGUUUGCGCGUCAGAUAACCCGGAGAGGCCCAACUCCUUCGUCAUGAUCACGGCGAACCGCGUGCUGCAGUGCAACGCCGACACGCCCGAGGAGAUGCACCACUGGAUCACUCUGCUGCAGCGCUCCAAAGGAGACACCCGCGUCGAUGGACAGGAGUUCAUCAUCCGAGGCUGGUUGCACAAAGAGAUGAAGAACAGUACCAAGGCCUCGCUGAAGCUGAAGAAGCGCUGGUUCCUGCUUACCCACAAUUCCCUGGACUACUACAAGAGCUCAGAGCGUAACGCCCUGAAGCUGGGAACGCUGGUGCUGAACAGCCUCUGCUCCGUGAUUCAGCCGGACGAAAAGGUCUUCAAAGAGACGGGCUACUGGAACGUGAUCGUGUACGGCCGCAAACACUCGUACCGGCUCUACUGUAAGCUGCUGAACGAGGCCACGCGUUGGGCCAACUCCAUCCAGAACGUCAUCGACACCAAAGCUCCCAUCGACACGCCGACCCAGCAGCUCGUCCAGGACAUCAAGGAGAACUGUCUGAACUCGGAGGUGGUGGAGCAGAUCUACAAGAGGAACCCCAUCCUUCGCUACAGCCACCACCCGCUGCACUCACCGCUGCUGCCGCUGCCCUACGGAGACAUCCACCUCUCAGUUCAGAGAAACAGAAGCUACACGACGCUGCAGGACGAAGCCCUCAGAGUGUUCAGCUCUCUGCAGCACCUGGAGGGCGUGGCCGACCCGGUGCCCGUCAUCCAGGGCGUCCUGCAGACCGGCCAGGAGCUCAAACCUCUGCGGGACGAGCUCUUCUGCCAGCUGAUCAAGCAGACGACGCGGCCGCCGCAGCCCGGCGGCCCCGGGAACCUCUGCAGCUGGAAGAUCCUGGCCUGCAUGUCCUGCACCUUCGUCCCGACCAGAAGCAUCCUCAGAUACCUCAAGUUCCACCUGAAGAGGACUCGAGAGCUCUUCCCCGGCUCGGAGAUGGACCGUUACGCCGCCUUCGCCCUCGACUCCUUGAGGAAGACUCGAGCCAGAGAGAACGUCCCGUCGCAGGAGGAGAUCCGCUCCAUCGUGGCCCGGCAGGACAUGAGCACCACCGUUCACUGCCACGGAGGAGGAUCCUGCAAGAUCACCAUCAACUCACACACGACAGCCGGAGAGGUGGUGGAGAAGCUGAUCCGCGGUCUGGCCAUGGAGGACAGCAGGAACAUGUUUGCUCUGUUUGAACACAACGACACCACAGAGAAAGCCAUCGAGAGCCGCACAGUGGUGGCCGACGUCCUCGCCAAGUUCGAGAAGCUUUCGGCCAGCGCAGACGAACAGAACACCGGCUGGAAGUUCUACUUCAAGCUCUACUGCUUCUUGGACACCGACAAUGUUCCCAAAGACAGCGUGGAGUUCGCCUUCAUGUUCGAACAGGCCCACGAAGCCGUCAUUCGCGGUCAGUAUCCGGCCCCCGAGGAGACUCUUCAGUUCCUGGCUGCCCUGAGACUUCAGUACCUCCUGGGUGAUCACAGCUCCCAGGUCAGCCUCCCCGAAAUGUCCCAGGUGUUCCCCAUGGCGCGACUGCGGGCCCGGGUGCAGAACUCGGCCAAGACGUUCGCUCCGGGCGCCGGCUCGGCGGCGGACCGCUCGGGGACGUCGGAGAGGAAACGCUCGAGCUUCCUGGAGGGAACGCUGAGGCGGAGCUUCAGGAGCGGCUCGCUGAGUCGGCAGAAGCUGGAGGAGGAGAACAGCCUGGAGGCGUGGAUGAGGGAGGAGGCGGCGGCGGCGAGAACCAGUGUGAUGGACAAGUGGAAGAAACUGCAGGGGAUGAACCAGGAGCAGGCCAUGGUCAAAUACAUGACUCUGGUGAAGGAGUGGCAGGGAUACGGAUCCACGCUGUUCAACGUGGAGUGUCGUGACGGAGCGUUCCCCGCUGAGCUGUGGUUGGGCGUGAGCCGGGAGGCCAUAUCGGUGUACAAACGAGGGGAGCUGUGGCCUCUGGAGGUUUUCCCGUACGAACAGAUCCUCUCCUUCGGAGCGCCGCUGCCCAACGCCUACAAGAUCGCCGUGGAGGGCCGGGAGCUGGUGUUUGAGACUCAGAUGGUCAUGGACAUCGCCAAACUCAUGAAGGCCUACAUCAGCAUGAUCGUCAAGAAGCGCUACAGCAACUGUCAGUCCGUCAGCAGCCACGGCAGCCAGUGCAGCGCCUGGUGAACUCCGCCCUUUAACCUCCGGACUCACGGCCACUUGCUGGAGUGCUGCAGGAGCGUCGAGCGCGGGCGCCGAGUGGCCGCCGUCCUCUCACACGUCAGGCUGACUCUGAAUGCUGGAGACCAACCACAAUGCUCUUAAUGCUAACUCGCUCACUGGUUUCAUUCCAAAACAUUAAACAUCCACACCUGAUUGGUCAGAACUUUAAAACAAGCGCAGUGAUUUAAAGCGGGAAGGGAACGAUGACCACCAAACUCUAUUCACCAAAACGGGGAAUUUCCCAGCUGUGGUCAGUAGGGAAUAGAUUUGUGAAUAAGCACGUUUGGUCCAGAACCAUGGACGCUGUGGGCGGUGCAGCGGGUGCAGCGGAUAAAUCUCCAGCCUGCACUUGGAAGUCGACAAAGCCCGAAAUGAUUGAGCAACAGAGUUCAAAAUACAUUUCCUGGAAAGUGAUUGGCUCGUCAGCAGCACAGAAUAACAAGCCUUCAGCCAGUUAGCGUGAUCUCAGAUUACAUUUCAGAUUACAGUAGACGAGCAGGUAGAUGCCACCGAGACUUGCUUGAAGCAUCGCUGCUAGCGUCACUAAGACUGACAGACGUCACGACAGCACAUUCUGGCCACGUUCAAAUGAAAAGAAUCAUUUAAAAAGUCUGGGUGUCAGUAUCAGUACAAGCGAUUCUGGACCUGGCAUCGGCCGCUGCUGGUGUCCAUCUAGACGUGUUGAACGCCACUGUGAUGGAAUUGCAGAGGUCUGUGCCGGCGUACAGGACGGCCUGUAGACCAGCGCAGAGGCCGUGCAGAGGCUGUGAACUAAGAAACAGCCUGAAAACACGACUUUAUCAUGAUGAUAAGACACCUGAGCAGGUUUGGAUGAUCAGAAAGUCGAGGGAUGAGGCUCAUAAUCGAUCACCAGAGGAGUGCAGGAAGGUCAACGCGCCGAGCUUCAGAUUUCUGUCGUUAAAAACUCUCUAACAGUUGUAGGUGCAGCGUAAACUCACAAAGCCUGGAGGUUAUCGAAGGGAACAUUUGACUAAAUGGACCUCAAUACAUUACCACACAUAUUAUCCGGAUUAAUUCAUUUGAGGGACUCGAGAACCUUGAAUCAAAGGUUUUUACGUCCGUGAUGAAGCACAGAAUCAGUAAAAAAAUCUGCUGUCCCCUAAAAAACAUUCCAGCAUUAAAAUACAUGUGCAGCAAAGUGAAGCUGCUCACGGCGCCGACGGCGGGCUGUUAAUCCAGGAACAAUUAAUCAGAGCUUUUCAUCCUGACACCGUCUGGGCCCCAAAAAUAAAAACUAACUUCUCUCCUGUUUCUCAGGCCAAAGAAAACAUGUGCAGGUUUCCUCGUCGGCUCACUCUGAACGUGUGGAUGCGUCUUGUUUCGGAGUGACAGUUCGCGGCCGGCUGUCGCAGGAUGGAGCUCUUUGUUACUGAGGCUUGUGUUUGUUCGUGUGUGUGUGUGUGUGUGUGUGUGUGUGUCAAAGCCUACAAGCAAACCUUUUUCUUUGCUUCGAAAAAACUCUGGGACACAAACUCUCUCCAGGACUGAACUGUAAAUAAUAUGCAGCUGUGCUCGUCUCAAGCAUUUCAAGUUUGCAUCACAAGUGCCUGUUCAAACUAAAGCAGGAUGAACUCAAGCCUUUGUCGUACCGACGCCACUCGUGUUCCUGUGCAACCAGAAUCUGGACGGUGCUCCCAUGUUCCCUUUAACUUCCGACGUACCGACACCGCAGCGGCCGUCCGGCCGUGCGAGUCCUUCAUUUCUGAAUACGUCCGAACACACACGCCCUCAGUUUUCUGUGUGAGCCUCCACAGCUGCAGCUCUUCAGCUCAUCACAGUGCUCCGCUAAUUUAGUGAUUUCUCUAUUAACAUGAUUAAUUGCAUCAAUUUGCCGGAUUAGCCAAACUCUGACAUUCCUGGUUAUUUUGUCCGUUAACUGAACUUUCACUCAGCCAGUAAAACUGAAACUGUUAUUUCUGAAUUGCAACACCACAAACAUCCUUUUUAACCCACAUCACCUUCUUCUGGGACGUAUACUUCAGUAUUUUGGACUUAUGUGUAAUGUUUGGAGAGUUUUGCUUAAAAAACCUGCACACUAAGAGAUAAGUUUGAUCACAGAUGGUCCUUUUCCAGUCCAGCAUUAUUUUCCUUACAAAUGUCCAAAAUAAGACCGAACCCUUAGGAUGUAUCAGCUAUUGUUUGCUAUAGAAGACCUUUAGUUAGCUAACCCAGACCACAGAGACUGGACCAUCAGGGGCGAGCAGAGCACUGUGGUGCCAUCGGGCAGGUUUGGCUUUGAAAGACUCGCUCGGCUGGACGCUUUCGGCUGUUCUGACAUUCCUACAUUUCACUGGAGCUCCGCGGGCGGCAGAUCCAUCCAAAGACGCAGUGCAGGUUUCUUCCUUAGUGCCUUGUUGUAUAUUGUGUACACUUAUUUUGUUUUCCGUGUGGUUUCCUUUUUUUUUUUUUUUUUUGGUAUAAUGUGCAAUGUUAUAUAUAUAUUAUAUAUUAUAUAAUCAUGUGGCUGUACAUUUUAUACUGUAAGUCUUUGCCUUCUAUUUUUCUCCUGAAUGACAGUUUCAAGCUAAAAAUCUUGCUGUAUUUUUCUCUACACAACCAUCAAACUGACCGUGGAUCUUUGACAAUACCGGUAUCUUGUUUUUUAUCUAUUAGCUGUGUUAUGUAUUGAAAGGAUGAUUCUAACAAUAAAUGGUUGCAUAUUUGGUCUGAA